AGAAGAUGAUGGCUUGUGUGAUGCUUUGAGCACGCUUCGCAAGUACAUCGGCACUGAAAUUAGCUUCUCGAAAUACGUGGCUGCAAGAAAAAGCCGUGAAGUUUGAGCUUUUUGGCACAGGUACGGAGGAGACCACCACACGCACCCAAGCUGCCCGGUUGAAAGACAGAGCCAUCCACGUGAGCUUUGUCCAUCCCUCUUCUGCUCAUAAGGGGUUGUUGAUAUAUAUAACUCGAUAUUCAUGUCAAAUGAACUCCCUUGCCACGCUUAUUUUUCUGCUCUGCAAAGUUAACUGAAUAGCUCAACACUUUCUUUGUCGUGAGAACAAAGGAAAUGGCAAUGAAGAGAUUGCUAUUAUUGUUGAAACCCUUCAACGUAUCUGCACCACCACCUUCCCAAACUCACCCUCAGGUCUUACAUUUCUUGGAUAGUAGGCAUAAGAUGCACCAUGAAGCCGUAAACUUCUGUCAAGCAAUUGUAAAGAAAAAGUCAGUGCAAGGGAAAGCUGUGCUCCGCAAUAAUUUGUCUGAGCCUAUUAAAGAUGUGGACAUGGUUGUUACAGUUGGUGGUGAUGGAACCCUUUUGGAGGCCAGUCAUUAUAUGGAUGACACAAUUCCUGUUCUUGGAGUGAAUUCUGACCCUACACGGGUUGAUGAGGUGGAAAAGUUCAGCAGUGAGUUUGACGCUACCAGAAGCACUGGCCAUCUUUGCGCUGCAACUGUUGAAAACUUUGAACAAGUUUUAGACGGCAUACUUGAAGGUCAAAUUGUUCCUUCCAAGUUAACGAGGAUAAUGACAUCUGUGAAUGCACAUCAGUUAUCAACUUUUGCUCUGAAUGAUAUCUUGGUUGCGCAUCCUUGUCCGGCAUCACUUUCUAGGUUCUCUUUCAGUAUAAAAAAGGACGAUCAGUUCUGUUCACCACGAGUUAACUGUAGAUCAAGUGGUCUAAGAGUCUCAACGGCUGCCGGUUCAACAGCAGCAAUGCAUUCGGCCGGAGGAUUUCCAAUGCACAUUUUAUCACAGGAUCUUCAGUAUAUGGUAAGGGAGCCGAUUUCACAUGGGGCUGUGUCCGACUUCAUGCAUGGAUUGGUUGAACAUGACCAGAAAAUGGACACUACAUGGUCUAGUAGAAGAGGUGUGAUAUAUAUUGAUGGUUCUCAUGUCAAUUAUUCCAUAAAGAAUGGGGAUUUCAUUCAGAUAUCUUCUAAAGCACCAGUUCUGAAAAUUUUCUUGCCUCAUCAACUGUUACAAUUGAAAAAUACUUGAAGUUAAUUCACAACAUGCUGUCAUCAGCAGAAGGGUGUCAGAGGACAGAGCAACAUCCCAUUCCCUCAUAAUGGUUGUGCUAGAAAUGCAACUUAGAAUCUCAUCCGCGUAUCCGUGCCCUGAAGAUGAAAAAGUUUCUUGAUGUAUAAUUGAAUAUAUCACCUGAUAAGCUCUAAUGGCCCAAUGGGGAGUAUUUUCUUGAGGGGGGAGUUUUGAGGUUCAUCAGAUAUACCAGUCUUUUUGGAGGAACAUAGAUUUUAGUUAUACACUUGUACACACACCCCACCUUGUGGCACAAUGAGAAAUAACAGACCUUUAAGAUAUUGAAUUGGUCUAUAAUAUUUUGGUGCUAACUGCUAAGAGUCUAGGACCAGAAACACUGCUUUUGGAAUCCAUUAGAUGAGCAAAUAUGUCAGUCCCCUAUUGGUUUGAUUGUAUGCUAUGCCUGUAAUUUUUUCUUACAUUCUUUUUCAAUGGUUAGAUACAGUUUAAAGUUCAGAUAA
Messenger RNA from Arachis stenosperma, 1769 nucleotides. RefSeq names its product NADH kinase. NCBI's taxonomy places the organism in Eukaryota, Viridiplantae, Streptophyta, Magnoliopsida, Fabales, Fabaceae. Gene Ontology annotation, biological process: NADP+ biosynthetic process; NAD+ metabolic process. The transcript has 5 exons. Gene Ontology annotation, molecular function: NAD+ kinase activity. The record is from RefSeq and is a predicted model, not a curated record. The coding region runs from base 334 to 1266 and encodes 310 amino acids.